Messenger RNA from Linum trigynum, 4642 nucleotides. The record is from the annotation of a GenBank genome assembly. Lineage: Eukaryota; Viridiplantae; Streptophyta; Magnoliopsida; Malpighiales; Linaceae.
AAAUUUAACAUUUUUUUGGUAAUUAGAUUUAACAUUUUGAUUGACAAUAUUGACUGAAAUAAUGGGAAUGAAAAAUCUAAGGAUUAAUUUGUCAAUUUUUAUUAUUUUUAAUUGACACGCCAACUUCUUAACGGUUAAAACUUAAAAGUAAUCGUUAAGUGUCACAUAUGAUGAAUUUAAGAAAAUAAUCACACUUUGACAAAUUCCGUUAAAUCCGAGGUAGAGAGAUAUCCAUCUCUCUCACGGUUAGGUGGUACUUUCACCUGAAACAACCACCACCUUCAACUUCUUAACGAUUACAAGUAAUCGAUAAGUGUCACAUAGGAUGAAGUUACGAAAAUAAAUAAUCAGUAACUAACAAUAAAAUCGCCGUGGAUGGGUAACCAAAAAAAAGAGAAAAUUAUCUGUCCAUGACAAAAUUGAAAAGUAAUAAACUUUGUGACUAAUUUAGCAAAACACUCACUCUGUUACAAAUUCCGUUAAAGCCGAGGUAGAGAGAUAUCUUUCUCUGUUGGUUAAGUGAUACUUUCACCUGAAACAACCACCACCAAACCUCUCUUCUCUUACCUCACUCACUCAGAACCGCCGCCUGCAACAGUAAGAUCCUUUACCCUAACAGGCAAAAAGAAAAACCAACAUCAGAAAGAAAGCAUUCCUGCAGAAGAACCAUCAACCAAAAAAAGAAGCCAUGGACACGGACGGCAGGGCUUUGAGCAUAUACAGAGCCGCCAGAACCAUCAAGCGGAAAGACAACUCCCUCUACAACGCCCUCCGCUCCAUCUACGAGGACUCCAUCUUCGUCGGCGAGAUCUCCCAGCUGUGGCCGGAGCUCCCUCUCCUCGCCAAUCUCCGCUGCGGCCUCUGGUACUCCCGCGGCUUCGCCGCCACGUGUUACUUCAAAUCCACCGACGGCCACACCAACAAUUGCUCCUUCUCCACCGCUCGCCUCAACCUCCAUGUCGCCGCCCUCGCCGGGCAGAAAGGAGGAUGUAUGAUUGUUGAUUCAACCAGAAAAGGGAAGAGAUUUCCCGAUAGCAUGUCGAAGACCAUCCCAAUCUGGACUUGCGUCUUGAAUCGAGCUAUUCGCAAUUACGUCUGCAGAGUGCAGAGUGAGGCAGAGGAGAAGGGUGAAACUGCUGAUGUGGAAUGUACAGCUUCUCUUGAUUGGGAUUGUUCUUUGCACCUCCCACUUUGGGUUCCCGGAACAGAAAAGGCCGCCAUUGAGGAGCGAAUAGACGAAUGGGUUGAACAAUUGGAAGCCAGUGGUGCUGACAUUGCUUCUCUUGCUUCCUGCCUGAAAAAGCCCUUAAGGCCGCUUUGGGUAUCUCAAAAAACCGUCAUAUGGCUCAACGAAGUACCUGAUCACGAUUCAUGGGACUUCACGGCUGUCAUGCUUGUUUCAGCGUCAGCCCAAAAUGGUGUUUUCCAGCAGCACCGGACUACCUCGGAGUUCAGCUGGAACUAUAUACCGGGAGCUGGAGACGAUGAGGAGAGUUGGGCUAGGGGUCUCUCCCCGGGUCUCUUCUGGAACCACGCUUAUGAUAUUAUAGGUUCCGGUCCUGAAAUGUGCAACCAAAAGGUUGCUGAGAUAGUUGAGAAGGACAGAGUUUAUAGAGCGCAAAGAGGACAGGACGCUCCCCAAAUCUGUCUCAAGAAUCCAAAGGCAUCGGGUGACACAGAUCGGUGUAGUUCUUGUACUUCUAUUGAUUCGCCGGGAGGGGAUUCUAUGGCAGUGUUUCGGAUUGGUUUCACAAAUGUUGCAGUCGGAAGUAUUCAGCAUGCCGCAAGUGUCCCGGAUGUUGAUUGCAUAUUGAAUUGUGAUGAAGCACAUGUACAUGGCCGUGUUGCGAAUACCGAAGAUUAUUUGCAUCUUCCUAUGGUGAGCUCGAAAUGGGACCGCUUUUCCUUGUCAAACAAUCUGCCUGCGGCUGUGAACUUUGCGAAGGCACAUCUUAACAAAGGGCGCAGUCUGUUAGUCUGCUGCCAGAAUGGGGAAGACAUAAGCGUCUGUGUUUGUCUGGCGAUUGUGACAUCACUAUUCGACGAAGAAGGGUACUUCGAUGAUGGGAUGUCGUUCGCCCAGAAGGGCAUCACCAAAUGGGAAAUGCGGCGGAGGCUGGUGUUCCUCUGCAAAUACGCGGUCACUGCGCGGCCAUCCAGAGGGAAUUUGAAGCAGGUGUAUGGUUUUCUUUCACAAGGGAGAGCUGCUUCUUCAGAUUUUGAUUGAAACGAUUGCUUGAUCAAAUAGGAUAGAGGGGUACUUGUGGAUGGAUUCCCAGUGCCCAUUGCUGAUUUUCUAGUCACUUAAUUGCCUGCGUCAGUACUAGUUUUGUUACCCUUCUUUUUCAUUUUGCAGAUUUUUUUCAUUUUGCAGAUUUAUUAUUCUUAUUUGCAGCCAACUCCAGUGGUCUUCCCCCUCUUGACUAGGGCUGCAAAUGAGGCUCCCCUCUUGGCUAGGGCUGCAAAUGAGGCUCGCUCGGCCUUGUUAAUAGAUGAGUCAAGCUUGUUUAUUAACGAGUUGAGUUUGAAAAGGACAUUUUUUACUAAAAAUUUGGCUCGUGUUUGAUACAUUCAUUUUCUAGGUCGUGCACGGAUGAUACAUGUGAUUGAUAUUGAUGGUCAAAUAUGAGUUAUAAACCCAGUGGCGGAGCCACUUGUUGAGAAGAGGGGUCCUAGGACCCCAGUUGGAAAAAAAUGGGGUAAUCAAAUCCUUUGGAUACGUAGGGUUUUGUAUAAUCUUUUAAAUAUAGGACCUCAUACUCUCGUUGAUGUUAGCUCACCUAAUGACACCAAUCGACUCAAAGUUUAUAACAUACACAGACUUUAGUUCUUUGAAAAUUUUAAGGACCCUAAGAUUAUCUACAAUUAAUCUUAAUCCUUAGUUGGUUAACAUGCUUAAGUAUGUCUCACUUUGAUUAAUCACACGUCACAUCAAUUAAUCGUGCCUAGUUUUGCACAGUAGCCACAUAAGCGUUAUAAGUGCCUAAUUGUUUGCUUAGAGUCUAAGCGAGGUAUUUUGUCACUACCUAAUGCUUAGACGCGCCUAGACGUAUUUAGAAUUACUCCUUCUUGAACCUUGGUAUUAUUAUACAAUCAUCUCCCUUGUUCAACACACUGCACACCCUUGAACAGAUACUUGCUAUAGGAGACAAGAAAACAUUAUUCAUGUGAAUUGAAACACACAACUCACAAUAUAGAUAGACGAUGCAACGACAUAAAGUGUCAAUCCACUACAGAAGUGGUUUUUUUUUACAAAGGGCAAAGAUUUUCCAUUACUUGUGGCACAAGUCAAAGGUUAUAGGAGAGGGGCAACAACAUCAAGAAUCUGAAUCCAUUCAUUAGGAAGCUGUACUACAGAAGUGGUUGAUGUUAGGAAAUUAUAUUUCCUAUAUGGAUAUGGGCUACAUAUUUUAAUAAUUAUAUACCUAUUUGAUCAAGUGGACUAAUUGUAAGUGAUCCAUAUUAGGAGCCCAAAGAUAUCUUGUAUGUGAUAUGGACCUAAAUGAGUGGAAACCCAAUACUUACAUCUAUGGUUUUAUGAGAGCCCAUAGUUGUGAGUAUAUAAGGAACUUCAAGGUUAUGGUACCCAAUACACCAAGAGCAAACACUCUUCUUCUCUGCCAUUGGGAAGAUGAGAGAAUCCCGUAAUGGAACUGAGGAGGCUUGGUUGAGGAAGGUCACAGAACCUCCUGGAUCGUGCUCUAUGAGUAUCGUCCAAUUCCAUAUCGUCUUCCAGAUUCUGCAUCGAGUUUUUGGCGAUCAACAACAUGAUUCCAGGUAUUUCUAAUUUUCUACAAAACCUUUGAUAACAAGAUGAAUUUUCAGAGAAUUACAAAUGUUAAAAGUAAUUCCAACAGUUGAAAGGUCUUAGAAAUUAAACUUAGCUCGGGUCUAGAAUUCUUCUAAAACGUUUUUGUAUUCUUAUAAGGAGAUAUCCAUCAUCAAAAACAACAAACUCCAUACCUCGUGAACACCAGACAAACUCACGAUAGCAGUUUGACGGGUACAAUAGCCUUGUCGAAUGUCGAUGGCCAGUAACCACUACAGAGAUAACACAAACCUAACGACUAUCGAGAUUCGAACCCCAAAACUUUGAACUUUAAGUACCCAUCUCACCACCCUUGAUGAUUUCCAACGUGGUUUUCCACGAGCCUUUUAACUAAUUGUUAUCGUUUGAUGUGAAUUAGUGUAGUGGGUUAACAUCAUUUUUAAUGAUAUUGUCCUGUUUUUUUUUUAGGUACGCCGCAGGCGCAAGACUGGUCUCCUUUCCAAUGUACAGAUUCCUUAAAAUGUUUUUUUGGUUUUAGGAUUUUACUGUUUAAAGUUCAAUGCAUAUUAAGCAUAAGGCGUACAAUGAUAAUUAAACAAGUUAAACGAUGCACGUGCGUUAAUUAGAUGAAUAGACUAUCCCAGUAGACAUACGCGGUCGUCGCACUCUUCGAAUUAGGUCAUAAUCAAAGCUAUAAAAGAAUAGUAAUUAAUCACCUAAAAAUGAUACUUACUGCACACAUGCAAACUAAAUUUGAAUAGUUAAUUGCUCCACUAAUCAAUUGACUCUUUUUGUGGCUUAUCUACGUGGCAGUCUUGACCUGGUGAUCGAUGGCUCUCCACCUAAUCUACCUAAUUAAGAUCUGACUGUCAU